This is a messenger RNA of Malassezia sympodialis ATCC 42132, 1305 nucleotides long. RefSeq lists its product as uncharacterized. NCBI's taxonomy places the organism in Eukaryota, Fungi, Basidiomycota, Malasseziomycetes, Malasseziales, Malasseziaceae. The record is from RefSeq and is a predicted model, not a curated record. Gene Ontology annotation, cellular component: catalytic step 2 spliceosome.
AUGACCGGGCGAUCGAUGCCGCCGCCCGCGUGGCCGGCGAGCGCUACGCGUGGCGCUGUCAUUGUGCCGCCCCAGGUGGGCGAGCGAUCGCUGCGGCAGCAGACGGUGCUGGAUGAAGAGACGUAUGCUAGUGGCCUCUCGCGCAUUAUCCAGCGCGACUACUUCCCGGACCUCGCGAGGCUGCGUGCGCAGAAUGCGUACCUCAGCGCCCUCGACGAGGGCACGAUGGACGAUAUUGAAGAGACCGCACGCAGGCUCGUGCAGGAGGAGGCACGCUGCGGCGUCCUCGAAGAGAUGGUGCGCCGCUCCGAGGCGGGCGAGCCGGCGACGCCGCUCAGCAUGCCGCCUUCGACGCCCCGGGUGCUGGAGACACCACGCCCCUCGGUCGCGUCGACGCCCCGCACCGACGUGGGAGACACACCCGGGGUGCCACGCACGCCGGACGAUGUGCGGACAAGCAUGACAAUUGGGCAGUACCAGGCCGCGUACACGACCGAGGACAAUGCCUCGUUUGCGCAGCUCAUGGACGUCGCGCGCAAGCGCCGACGGCACCAGUACCAAUGGGCAUACGACGCCGCGCAAUCCGAGUCGGACAAGCGCCAGGCGCGCCUUGCUCACGCUCACGAACAGGCCGAGCAAGGCCGGCGUCUCGCGCUGCCUGCGCGCCUGGCCAUCGAAGGCCGGACGACGGAGAGCGAGAGUGAUCCGCCGCGCGAGCCGCCCAAGGCGCUGCCGUUUUCGGCACGCAGUGCACUUAUGUAUGCGCCGGACGCGAAUACAGUCGGGCCGGCGCGCCCAAGUGCCGCGCCGGCGCCAUCUGAGAAGCCGCGCGUGUUCCCUGGGCACACACGCAUGACGUGGGCGACCGAGAGCGGCGAGUCGGCCCCCUCGACGCCGAGCAGUAGCCUUAUUGAUGCUGCCGUCGCUGGGUCGCCACGUAUCCAGGGCUAUGGCUUUGUAAGUGCGGCAUCGACGCCCCGUCACGUCGAUCUGAGUGAGCAGCGCCUGGAGCAGCUCAUGACGUGGGGUCAGCUUGCUGCGACGCCUCGCCGCCUCGAUGCGACGCCGCGCUCCGAGCACACCGAUCGCAGUGAUGAGCCGCGUACGCCGUCGGCGCCUGCGCCAGCGCCUCGCGCAGCGCAGAGCGGUCGCACGGCGCGGCGGAUCGAGGAUCUGAGCCCUGCUGCGCGGCAUCUGCUGCAGCGCACGACUCGCACAGGCUCUCAACUCUACAAACCAGCUGGCACAUCAACGCCUCGAUCCGCGCGCUGGACACCGACGCCGAGUCCCACGGCGCGCCGCUAG